AUGAUUUCAAGCAUCCCCAAAACAACCGGCAGACCGAUGAAAAUCCUCGUUUCACCUUCAGGCUUCAAAGAGAGUCUCGAAGCAGAUGUCGCAGCAGACUGUAUUGAAGAGGGUAUCCUCAGGGUCAUUCCCAAUGCCAUCGUUCGCAAAGCACCUCUCGUCGACGGAGGAGAAGGCUUCACUCGCGCUCUAGUCCAGGCCACACAAGGACAACUCAAGUUCCUUGAUGUAGUCGGGCCAGUCCAAACCGUAAUCAGAUCUUUCUAUGGCUUCCUCGGAAGCGGAUCAAAGACAGCAGUAAUAGAGAUGGCCGCCGCGGCUGGACUACGUCUUGUCCCACGCGACGCUCGGGAUCCGGGAUCAACAACCACUUAUGGCGUCGGACAGUUGAUUCUGGCUGCUUUGGAUGAUGGUGCAGAACAUAUCAUUGUCGGGUGUGGUGACUCUGGAACCAGCGAUGGAGGGGCUGGAAUGGUGCAGGCUCUUGGUGGUCGUCUUCUCGACAUUCAUGGAGUCGAGCUUCCCAAGUCUGGAGGUGGAAACGAUCUUUCCAAGCUACACGAUAUAGACCUGACCGGUCUUGAUCCACGACUUCGAAACGUCAAUAUAGAGGUUGCAUGCAACUGGCAUAAUGUGCUCUGCGGACCGAAGGGUGUUGCUCGAGUAUUCGGACCUCAAAAAGGUGCAACACCAGAGCAAGUAGAAACACUCGCAGCAGGUUUGGAUACAUAUGCGAGGAUAGUCGAGCAGAUCCUUGGUUAUGAUAUAUCGAAGGCACCAGGAAGUGGUGCUUCGGGUGGUUUAGGGGCUGGACUCAUGAUGGUGGGUGCGACCCUGCAUCCCAGAUUCGACGUAAUCAUGAAGUACUUUUGCAUUGACGACUUGAUGGAUGAUUGUGACCUCGUCAUCACUGCAGAGGGCGGAAUAGACUAUCAGACACCUCGGGGGAAGAUUCCCGCUGAAGUGGCUAGGAGAGCAAAACAGAGAAAACUUCCGGUCAUCGCGCUGGCAGGAACUGUUGGUGUUGAUGCUGAUGUGAACUAUCUGGCAGGCAUAGAUGCUUUUGCAAGUAUCAUGCAGUGCCCAACUUCACUCGAAAAUGCAAUCGACCAAGCCGAGCGAUUGCUUAAAGACGGUGCUGAAAGCGCGAUGAGGAUGGUAGUCGUCGGAAGGGGAUUGAAUGAGGAAAAGAGAAUGGCGGAUAUGGCAGCCCUGUCAGCGAAAUUGUUCGGAGAGAAGCUUGUGAAACCACUGCUUAGGGUGAACACGACUUGAUCGGGGGCGAGACGAAUAGUUUCCUUUGGCUCGUGAUUGACAGUUAUACUUCUGAU
This is a messenger RNA of Cadophora gregata, 1331 nucleotides long. RefSeq lists its product as uncharacterized. The transcript has a single exon. The coding region runs from base 1 to 1275 and encodes 424 amino acids. Gene Ontology annotation, molecular function: glycerate kinase activity. The record is from RefSeq and is a predicted model, not a curated record. Lineage: Eukaryota; Fungi; Ascomycota; Leotiomycetes; Helotiales; Ploettnerulaceae.